Messenger RNA from Seminavis robusta, 513 nucleotides. NCBI's taxonomy places the organism in Eukaryota, Bacillariophyta, Bacillariophyceae, Naviculales, Naviculaceae. The record is from the annotation of a GenBank genome assembly.
UAUCCAUGGUCGAUCCAGAUCCAAGCACCAACCACACCUUCCCAGCUACGGUAUAUCUCUUUCAGCUCCCUCUCCAUCUAGAUCUCUUGCAGCCGCAAGUGCAAGGAGGACAGCCAAGCCCAUGACGACGCCGGCGAUGACUACUGGUCUCGGAUAGAGGACCAUGAGCCCAUGAAUGGUGACGAUGGCAGAAGAGGCCAUGACCAAGCAGAUGGCGUGGAGCCCUUGGAGGAUCGCGACAACGACGAACCCUUGGAGCUCGUGCAUGUUGGUGACAACGAUGAUGUCGCUGCCUCAAGAUCUCGCUCCGAAUCCAAGAGCCACGACACGUGCAAGAAGAGAACAAGUCCGAAAGAACGAGUCGAGUCUGCUUUCCGAAAAACCAAGUCUAAGCACGAAGGCAACUGCAGGAAGAAACAAGCUGACGAUGAUGAUGGCAGCGACGAUGAAGAUGCCCCAGCAUCUGGAUCCAACGGAGCACGCAAUGAUAGUCACGAGGGCAAGACUUGGUGA